Lutzomyia longipalpis is the source of this 1867-nucleotide messenger RNA. RefSeq names its product F-actin-capping protein subunit alpha (gene cpa). The record is from RefSeq and is a predicted model, not a curated record. The transcript is spliced from 3 exons. Gene Ontology annotation, cellular component: F-actin capping protein complex; actin cortical patch. Gene Ontology annotation, molecular function: actin filament binding. Gene Ontology annotation, biological process: barbed-end actin filament capping; actin cytoskeleton organization. Bases 256 to 1116 code for a protein of 286 amino acids. NCBI's taxonomy places the organism in Eukaryota, Metazoa, Arthropoda, Insecta, Diptera, Psychodidae.
AAUAUGGAACCGUGUCGAACACUUGAGUUGAUGGGUCAUUGUCAUCUUGAAGCUAAAAGAAAAAAAAACUAUUGCAAUCUUCAUUUGGGUGUGUUUUAUUUCUUGAGAAAUUACAAUUUUAAUUCGCUGAAAAGACACUUUGGACGCAUGAUAUCAAUUCUGCGGUGUAGGUGAAGUAUCUGCAGCAAGGAGUUGUUUAGUAAAUUUAGAGAAAAAAAAUCGCGUGAUUGGUUCUUUUUUCCCAACAUCUUCGAGAUGGAUGAUGUUAUUAGUGAUCAGGAUAAGGUGAGGAUUGCAUCGGAUUUUAUUCUUCACGCACCACCAGGUGAAUUCAAUGAGGUAUUCAACGAUGUCCGGGAGCUCCUUAAGAAUGAUGCACUUCUUAAGGAAGGUGCUUCAGCUGCAUUUGCCCAAUACAACAAAGAUCAAUUGACACCCGUGAGACUGGAGAAUGCCGAUCAUUCAGGACUCAUAACAGAAUUCAAUGAUCUCGGUGGUGGGCGUUUCUUUGAUCAACGCUCAAAGCAGUCCUUUAAGUAUGAUCACCUGAGGAAAGAGGCUUCGGACUAUCAGGCCUACGAGUCAGAUAGUGUUUCGGAACCAUGGCGAAGUGCUUUGGAUACUGAGGCUCUCAUUUAUACGGCAACACACUACCGGCAUGGGAUAUGUGCUGUCUUCAGUCGCAGUCAAGGGGGGCAAGUGACAAUGACGCUAUGCAUCGAGGAUCAUCAGUUCCAACCGAAAAACUACUGCAAUGGCCGAUGGCGCUCACAGUGGACGGUAACCUUUGCACCGGGAACGGGAAGUGCUGUAGCCGAACUCAAGGGUAUCCUCAAGGUGCAAGUGCACUAUUACGAGGAUGGGAAUGUACAACUUGUAUCAUCCAAGGAAUGCCGUGAGUCGGUCAUUGCUACAAAUCCCGUGGCAACGGCUAAAGAGAUUUGUCGACUUAUUGAGGAGGCGGAAAAUGACUACCAAACUGCCAUCUCGGAAAACUACCAGACUAUGUCUGAUACAACAUUCAAGGCGCUCAGGCGCCAACUUCCGGUUACACGGACCAAAAUUGAUUGGUCAAAGAUUAUUUCCUAUCGAAUUGGAAAAGAACUUACACAAUAAUCUUAUUGUAUUACAUUUUUUACUUUCAUUUGCAUUUCUUUUUUUUUUGUUCAAAAAUAACGAACCCACUUUUAAUGGGUCUGCAUUACCCAGAGAGAGAGAAAAACCAAUUAUGCUCCUAAAAUUCAUUGAAAAUUUUAUAGUGAUUACAAAGAAAAAAAAACCUCCCCCAUUCACUUUCCGUCGUAGUUCUGUAGCAGUUUAGAUGAUGAUGAUCAGUCUUUUCAAUAUACGAAUUGAUUAUAAUUUUUUAGAUAAAUCUUUAUAAUAUAGUUAAAAUCAUUGAUCAUAUAGGAGAAGGAAGAAAAUUAAAAAAAAAAAUAACUAAAAAGAAAAUAAAGGCAAAAUUAUGAAAACCUUAAAUCAAUUAGGGUGCUGAAAUUGUAAUUAUAAAACUUUUUUAUUUUCAAAUUUAUACUUUCUUUAAAGGAGAAAAAAGAAGCAUGUUUUGAGAAUUAUCCUUUCUCCUUAGAAGGAAAACAUGAGAAAAAACCUUUAUUUAUGUAGUCCUAAGUCCUGAGAAAAAAAUUGUAAGAAACUGUCCCAUACUGGAGCACGAAGACAGUUUUUUUUUAUAAAAAAAAAAGAAGUUUUAUUAACAAAGUCCAAUUUUAAUUCGCGUAUUGUAAUGCUUUUGGCAAUCAAUAUAAUUUUUUCAGUAUGUACUACACUUUCAAAAAUUUUGUUAAAAACACUUUUUAUAAAUAAUUAUUACAACUUAUAUACAAAUAAAUGAAUAAAAUAUCAAAAA